AUGAUGCCACUCCAAUCCAUAGAGGGGCAGCCUCAUGGAGGCUCUGGCAUAGCUGGGGAAAAUGGUGAGGCCCGGCAGCAAAAACCCAAGACGUUACCGUGCAAGUAUUGCAGCAAGCGCUUCAGGCGUGUGGAGCAUGUCCAAAGACACGAAAGGACACACACCAAAGAGAAGCCCUUUGCCUGCGGCUGGGCUCGCUGUGGGAAAACGUUCGGACGACGGUGA
Messenger RNA from Colletotrichum paranaense, 225 nucleotides. RefSeq lists its product as uncharacterized. Gene Ontology annotation, biological process: regulation of transcription by RNA polymerase II. The record is from RefSeq and is a predicted model, not a curated record. Gene Ontology annotation, cellular component: chromatin. Lineage: Eukaryota; Fungi; Ascomycota; Sordariomycetes; Glomerellales; Glomerellaceae. Gene Ontology annotation, molecular function: RNA polymerase II cis-regulatory region sequence-specific DNA binding; DNA-binding transcription factor activity, RNA polymerase II-specific. Bases 1 to 225 code for a protein of 74 amino acids. The transcript is spliced from 2 exons.